GUAAUGUUUCUUAAUUGGCGUUUAUCAUAAAAUAGCUUUUUUGGUUCCUUGAAAAGCAUUAACCAUAAUACAAUUAUAGUUGCUACGGACAGAGGGCAAGGCUGAGGGCUGGGGACCGAUUCUUCCUGACCAAUAUACGUUUUGCGUUAAGCCGUCUUUACAUAAAAGGAAGGAUCAUAUACCAAAUAAUGAACUUGUGUUUCUUUUUACAACAACAUCGUGAGUAUCCACAGUGCUAUUGUGCUUUACUUUACUCAACAAAACUGAAAUUGUGGACAGAAAUACUUCACGUAGAGCAAAGAUUGCGGAGAAUUUGUUUAUUAAAACUUGCGUUGUGAAUGCUGUGUGACUGGGCAAAUGUCUCUGCUUCAUAAAAGAAGUAAAAGAGGAAAUAAGAGGCGUUAACGGGCAAACAAGUGAAUAUGAGACGCGGGCAUGGAAGGGAAUCAGCUGCUACGGAACUUUUGUUAGAUCCAUCGCAUUCCCUGAUGCAGAACUCAAUGAAGUUCGGCAGUGAGCGAAACUUGAGUGAGAGUGCCUUUUCAGAGCUGGUUUUCGAAACUGUUGGCAAAAAAAGCAAAAAGAAAAACAGGGAUAGAUACAAAACUCUGCCGGGGAUAUAUGUUACGCCGGAACAUAGCACAUCAAAUGGCACCAGCAAUAACUCGGAUCAUAAGAAAAUCGAUUCCACAGAAAAGAAGCAAGUACCAUCGAUAAGUGUUGAAGAAGCCCCUAGCAAAGGUUUAUUGACUGCCGACAAUGGGGGCUCCUCAAAAAUAGCGCGUUCGCCGAGUUUUCGAAGGAAAAAAGCUGCAAGUGAACAGGCUCCACCUGAAUUCAAUAUUGUUUUACUCGGCUCAUUGGGUGUCGGCAAAACAGCUUUGGCAGUCCGUUUUGUCACGAGAAGAUACCUUCACGAAUACGACCCAAAACUCGAAAGGAGUUAUGAGAAAAUAAUUGACGUCGAUGGCGAAAACGUACAAAUAAAGUUAUGGGACACUGUUAAUAAGGAGUGGGAUAAUUUUGCAGAUACGGCAGAUGCAUUCGCCAUCGUGUACUCAAUAACCUCGAUUGAAAGCUUCAAAUAUGCCACGCGAAUCGUGAAGUCGAUCAAGGAUGCAAUCGCAUUCACAUCAAAGCAUUACCCCAUGAUACUCAUCGCCAACAAGAUGGAGAUGGAGCAGGGAAGAAAGGUCAAAAGUGAAACAGCAGAUCAAUUUGCUGGACAAAAUGCCUGCUCUUUUGCGGAGAUAUCGGUCGCCACAAAUAAUGUUGACACUAUUUUUAAUGGAGUUGUAAAACAAAUCAGGACAGAUCGAAAUACUGCCGUAGAAACUCGGAAGCAGGGUACUGGAAAAUAUUCCUUUAAAAGUUUUUUAUCGAAAAAUAUGUCGAAGAUAAAAUAAGUAAAGCGAAACUUUAUUUAGAAGCCAUCUUGCGAGCUAGUAGCAGGCAGACAGGGGCAGACAAUUGCAAACUUUGCCAUCUAGGGACAGUGUAAUUGUGCCAUAGUCACAUUAGGCCCCUUGUUUUAGUUUGUUAAAUGCUCUUUAAGUUACGGAAACUAACAUAUUGAAUGAUUUAUAGAUUUUUGCAUUCACAAAGAAUAAGACACUAAUUUUCAAACCGUUUCCCCACCUGUAUGCUGCAACCAAAAGCUUGGAGCGGUUGGGGAAGGGGGCAACGACCGAGGUAGCAAGCUUAGCCGGAAGAGGUCUUGGGGCUACGGAAAGUUUAGUAAACAAUGUUGAAUCAUUCAUUGUAGCUCGACCCAGUCAGUGCCCUUAACUCAAAGAUGAUGCACCUGUGCAUCGCUAGGCUACAAGAUGACCCUGAUUUUUAUAAUUGUUCAUUAAAUAUUCAACAAACUUGACUUUGAUGUUACCCUCACCUAAAUUCCCCCCUUAGGACUUUUAAGGUACAAAUACACCAUUUAGCAAUACGAAACAAAGCUAGCUAAUUAAUUAACAUAUAACAAAAAAUAUUAAAUAUUUCCAUACUGACACCUGACAUACAACAUGUAUAGAACAAAUAUUGAUUACAACUUGAAACUCCUGCAGAUUUAACCACAGAAUUACUUUGUUCUAACAAAUAGAUAAAAAAACAGUAAAAUACAUUUCUAAAGAAAUACAAAUCAAAGUAUUAGAAACAGAAUAAGAAAGAAAAGGUUUCAAUGUGUGCUGAUAAAAUUUGCUGAUAUGCCCAGUGGAUAAAUCACGUCGAGAAACUGCCCUGUAAAUAAACACACACGUCAUACUAAUCGUUUGAAAAAUCCAAACGAAUUUCGAAUUUUACGACAUUAAAUUUGUAUUCAAUUAAUUCGACAGGCCUCUUCUGUACAUAAUUUGUAAAGUAGCGAGAAUAUGUAAUUUAUAAACAUCCACGGACAUCGAUUGUAUCGUUCAGACUUACUGAGUAUAUUUUGUCCUUGUUUUUUGUUAGUUAUCUCUUCCACUUUUCUUAUUGCAAGGACUUCUUUAGUUCGUGUUGAAGUGGCAUUGCUUGCAGAAAGAAGACUCGGGGACUUUUCAAAGGAUUUUCAAAAGAAAUCCAGAUUAUUCUUAAAACGCAAAAUCACUCUAUUGUUUGCACAGCAUCAGCUGCAAUUUAUGAGCGUUUGUGUCACCUGAGGUUGAUUCCUGCCUAUUUCAUCAACAAAAUAAAGAUGUACAGAAGCAAAGUUAUAUGGAAGGAAGUAAUACAAAUAUAUUU
This is a messenger RNA of Rhopilema esculentum, 2712 nucleotides long. Its product is annotated as ras-related protein Rap-1b. Lineage: Eukaryota; Metazoa; Cnidaria; Scyphozoa; Rhizostomeae; Rhizostomatidae. Gene Ontology annotation, molecular function: GTP binding; GTPase activity. The record is from RefSeq and is a predicted model, not a curated record.